Molecule: messenger RNA, 669 nt
Organism: Coniosporium apollinis CBS 100218
Lineage: Eukaryota; Fungi; Ascomycota; Dothideomycetes
Exons: 2
Coding region: 1-669 (222 amino acids)
Source: RefSeq, a predicted model, not a curated record
AUGCCACUCACUCUUUUCCCGAUCGCCCCGACCUCCACCACAAUAUGUCUUGGGCCGAUAAACAACGGCGGCGCCCCAGAGCACGAAUUCCAUUUGCGUAGAGACAAGUUCGAAAUCAGCAUCACUCGACAUGUCCUAGGACGCCAGGGCCAGCAAGGCUACGAACCAUACCCUCCUGUACCUCGCCAUGCCUUGUGCCUCAUGAACGCAUCGAAUCCGAACGAAUGGAUCAUUCCCGCUGAGUUUGUAGCAAGGCAUGGGGCGAGGCUGAAGUGGAGUUACGGGGAGGUGCGGAUCAUCCCCCACUGGAUCGCACGAAAAGCCGGCACGGACAUCAAGGAGUAUUUGCAAGAAGUUGCGGUGAACAGCGUCCUCGUUGGAGAUGAAGGUACCAUCCUUCAAACGCACGAUGUGAUUCAGUUCGGAACCGCAGGCUCCUCCGACUCGCCCUGGGCAAGGUGGAGGGUCACGCAUCUCUAUCAGCACGACCACCGCAUCCGAGGCGACUGUGGUCUUUGGGCUCUUCUCCUCUGCGCGGCUUUCUGGCUCCUCACCCCUUUCUCACUGAUGCGGCUUUAUGAGUGGUUCAAGGAGGUGGCCACGCUGUACGAGCAGCCGCUGCCCGUGGAGGACAUCUUGUGGCAGUCUUUCCUUCGCCGUCUUCGCUAG